CCUCGUCACGUGACCCUACAUGUCAGUUUGCCGUAAUGGUGUCAAAGAGAAUGUCUCCACACUCCGGAACGUAAACAGUGUAAAAAGUUAUUUUUCGUUCGCUUUUGAGGCGAGAAUUAUAUGACACAUUCAAAAAUAUUUGAUAUGUAUUUCCUACAAAUUCAUGAGGGAGCCGAGAAGUGAAUAAUAGCGCGCAUAUUUAGUAUUUCCGUGUUGGGAGAUUGACAAACAUGGCGGCCGAACCAGGCACCUCCUACUACCAUCAGGGAGGUGCCAUUGGUAUAGGACAGAGGUAUGGCUUUGAACCCAAUCUUCCUGAAGCUGAGAUUCAAUUGCGAUUAGAGGAUCUUCGGGAACAGCUAAAGAAGGAAAUUCGUAAAGAAAUGAAAAUAAAAGAAGGGGCGGAAAAAUUACGAGAGGCAACAAGUGACAAGAAAAGUCUGUCUGAUGUCCAAAUAAUUGUAAAAAAGUCUAACAACAAAAUGAAGGAACUGCAACAGGAGCUUCAAGAGUUGGACGUGUACUUGCUCAUUUGCAACCCUGGAAGCAUUCGGCAUCGUGACAACACAAUGGGUCAAUCUCCGGAGAGAGAUGGACAAAACCAGAUUGAAAGCAACCCCACUAACUCACGGAUAUCCUCCUUACAGAAACAAUUUGAAAUAGAAAAUAAAGUAAAACAGGGUGCUGAGAACAUGAUUGGGAUGUACAGUGCCGGAUCAUUUAAAGACAAAAAAAUGUUGGCGGAAGCUCAGCUAAUGUUGAGCGAUGCAAAAACGAAAAUGGAGAUCAUUCGCAUGCAGAUGUUGAAAGUCACCCAAGAUGCUACAACAUCAGAUGUUGAUGUGACACAGCAGUGUGAGGUGUUAUCUCCCCUUGAGUUACGAAUAGAGGAGUUACGACAUCACAUGAAAAUAGAGUCUGCAGUACUGGAGGGUGCAAAAAAUGCUCUACGGCUACUACAGAUGUCUAAGUCUCCAGACAGCAAAGCUGUAAAAGAGGCACAAUCUAGUUAUACAGAAUCCAACCAAAAAUAUGAACUCUUACGAAUCUCAUUAGAAAAACGAAUUGUAGAGCUUGACCCUACAUCAUCCAAACUACAACUGCUGAAAGAGGAGUUAAAUGUAGCCACACCUACAAUAUAUCCCCCCAAGGACAAAAAGAAUCAAAAUUCUUCCCCUUUCUCCAAAUCUGCUGCAAUAACCGGAAAGUUAGAAGUCAGGUUGGUAGGUUGUCAGGGCCUACUGGAGGACAUACCUGGUCGUAAGAAGGAGAAGGAUAACCUACAGUUAUUACUAUCAAGUCCAGGAGAAAGCAAGAGUUUACUACGCAGGUCAACAAAAACAUAUAACGUCAAAGAAGAUUUAUCAAAUGAAGUGAUGGCAGUGCUCAAAUUAGAUAAUGUCCAGGUAGGCCAGACAGCCUGGAAGUCCUGUAGUCAACAGUGCUGGGACCACCGCACCAGUAUAGACUUGGACAGGUCUAGAGAAUUAGAAAUUGUGAUUUACUGGAAGGAUUGGCGACAGAUGUGUGCUGUAAAGUUUCUGCGUCUGGAAGAUUUCCUCGAUAACCAGCGACAUGGCAUGGCAAUUCACUUGGAGCCUCAGGGAAUACAAUUUGCUGAGAUAACGUUUUUGAACCCAUCAUUAUCCAGGAAACCUAAGCUACAAAGACAGAGAAAGAUCUUUCCAAAACACAAAGGGAAGAAUUUCCCACGACCUGGUCAGAUGAAUAUCAACGUAGCUACGUGGGGACGAUUGAUGAAGAGAGCUUUACCCAUUCCAACCCAGUGUUCAGAUAACUCAAAUGUCCUCAGUCCUCAGGGGCCCAUCGCUUCUCCAGGCAUAGUUUCGGCGGAUCGAGGACCACCUAUUCAUCAGAUAAACUUUGAGCCACUCACCCCUGAAGAACGGCCCCCUAGAAUACCGGAGAAAUCUCCUUCCCCAGUGUCCCCCACUAGGGAUGUCCCCACCCCACAGUAUACAACACCCCCACAGCAGCAACAGAAAGAUAUCCAGGAGGCUUUAUCAUCGUUUAAUUUCCUUCCCGAAGAUAACCCAGCCAAUGUGAUAAACCUGGAUGGGGAUACGAUGGAAUCAAACCAGCCCCAGCGGGUGCCCUCCAAUCAUAGCUCACAACCACCCCCUCCCCUUCCAGCCACCCCUCCACCCCCAGUAUUGCAGGAAACACCCAAGAAAUCUUCCAUUAAAAAAGUACCUGAGCAAGAGCCUGACUUCUCCAAUCAGUAUUGUAGAUUUGAUGACUUCCGACCCAUUAGUGUCCUAGGCAGGGGUCAUUUUGGAAAGGUGAUAUUAGCUGAAUAUAAACAUUCAAAUGAAUACUUUGCUCUGAAAGCUUUAAAGAAAGGUGAAAUCAUGGCUCGUGAUGAAGUGGAAAGUUUGAUGUCAGAGAAACGUAUUUUUGAAGUUAUUAAUUCCAUGAGGCAUCCUUUCCUGGUUAACUUAUUUGCCUGCUUUCAAACUGAGGAACAUGUGAUAUUUGUGAUGGAGUACGCAUGUGGUGGAGAUCUCAUGAUGCAUAUCCACAGUGACGUUUUCUCUGAGCCUCGUACUGUCUUCUACGCUGGUUGUGUGGUCCUCGGACUGCAAUACUUACAUGAGCAUAAUAUAGUGUACAGGGACUUGAAGCUAGACAACUUGUUGUUGGAUCAGGAGGGAUACCUGAAAAUUGCCGACUUUGGCUUGUGUAAGGAGGGUAUGGCAUUCGGGGACAGAACAAGUACAUUCUGUGGUACGCCAGAGUUCCUUGCCCCUGAGGUUCUCACUGAGACCUCGUACACACGCUCGGUCGAUUGGUGGGGGCUUGGUGUCCUCAUAUUUGAAAUGCUCGUAGGGGAGUCCCCAUUCCCAGGAGAUGAUGAAGAGGAGGUUUUUGAUAGCAUUGUCAAUGAAGAAGUCCGCUACCCUAGAUUCUUGUCAACAGAAGCCAUUGCAAUAAUGAGACGGUUACUGAGGAGAAACCCGGACCGGAGAUUAGGGUCUAGUGAACGAGAUGCAGAGGAUGUCAAGAAGCAGGCAUUCUUUAGGAACCUAGUAUGGGAUGACCUGCUAAUGAAGAAAGUGAGGCCACCAUUUUGUCCUACUGUAAAACAUUCAGAGGAUGUGAGUAAUUUUGAUGAUGAGUUCACCCAGGAGAAGGCAAUCCUGACUCCAGCCAAGGAGCGACGCCCAUUGAGGAACGAGGAUCAGUUACUAUUCACAGACUUUAACUACAUCGCAGACUGGUGCUGACACCUACUAACCUCUGUUUGGCUAGCCACAAUUACACUACCACGGUUUAGUCUGUUUUUGGACUAUCCACGCAUGCUGUCUACUGGUUGUAUUGUACCGAUCACUGGGCUUUAAAACGUGUAUGCUGCAGUGUAAUGGACAAUCUUGUGGCUUAUCAGUGUCUACACAGCAGUGAUGUAGGCUUCGUGGCCAUGAUGGUAGGGAGGUAGUGCCUUACAGAACUACCGGAGUGAAUGAACUGCUGUGUGUCCCUGCUGUUAUCCCAGCAGUACCGCAAUCGGCCAGCCCUAUAGUGCUUAUGUCAGGGUUGUUACGAAUUGGACGACAUUACAUAUAUGGCUGUACCGAGGAGUACACGCUACCUGUGUAUCAUCCUUGGAACUUCUGGGCUGAUCUACAUCCUACAACUUCUUCGUUGUAGUAUUGAGAGUGAAUGUGGGCAUAAUACUGCAAAUAUAUCCAGAGCCAAGUAGACGACACAUUCUAUUAGAAACUUGUUUAUUGUUGCUAAGCAACUUGUGUCCAAUUCAUAUCUACCAGUUUGCUGGAAUUAAAAAUUUGGCCAACUUUUUUACUGCUGUGAUGCAUACAGACUAAAUAUUUGCAGUAAAACAAUAAGUGGUAAUGUUGGACAAAGUUUGUUAUCAGUCCUUCGUCAGUCCAGAAUCGAGAAACAACAAUAGAUAUUAAUCCACAGCUUUGUUAAAGAUUCCGAUCUCCAUGUUAAAGAUUGUUAAAAUGUUAAUGUGGCUUGACAUCAUACAUGGAAAUACAUGAAUUGCAUUUUGCGAGUUAUUUGGUGUGUUUAUCUUCAUUGCAUUCAAAUUAUAACAAAUUGGCUAAUAUUCCAUUCGUUCUUAUUAAAAAGAUAGAUAAAAUUGCAAACAUUUAAAAUUCACACUUUUGAUAUUUUUCACUUAAAAAAAAAUAUUGAGAUACACAGUAUAACUUAGGACAUUGAGGCCUGCGAAGGGUAAUGGGUUUGAUGGCAACCUUGAGGCCUGCGAAGGGUAAUGGGUUUGAUGGCAACCUUGAGGCCUGCGAAGGGUACUGGGUUUGAUGGCAACCUUGAGGCCUGCGAAGAGUACUGGGUUUGAUGGCAACCUUGAGGCCUGCGAAGGGUACUGGGUUUGAUGGCAACCUUGGUCAUUUUUGUGACGGUCAUUGACUGCUGUACUAUGUAUCUUGCUGUUUAUUACCAGAUUGGGAUGCCUGGACUGUUUUCAGAAAUAAUUUUCUGUCCCGUGCGUAUUUGUGUAGAAGGUUACACUGUCAAGGGUUGUGUGUUUGAUUGUGAAGAUGUUGGGUGUGAAACAAGCAUAUUACAUUUGUGUGUUUCGCUUUAGACAAGGCCACAUUAUGGCAGGAUUAUUGUCUGUAUGUAAGAUUUACUCAUUGAAUGAUUGCAGAUAUUCGUUAUACAUGUACAGAAUGUAUAUGUCAAAAUGACUUUGGAAAACUUUCAAGUUUGUUAUGGUACAAAUUGUAUAUUUACAAAAUGCAUAACAAAUAUAUAUUUUUAUUAUGAACUUUGUUGUGAACUUUUGACUUCAACAAUAGAAAAUGAUAACAAGAGGCCCAAUGGGCCUGUAUCACUCACCUUAUUCUACAGAAAUUUUGAAGUUGAUCUAGGUCAUUUCUUCAGAUAAAUAUGAUAAGCUGAUGACCACAUGUACAUUAUUCAGGUAUUAGAGAAGGCUAGGUUUAUUCAUGUCAAUAAAUUGUCUAGUUCUUCAUACCAAAAUACUAUUGGCCUAUUAUCAGAUCUUGGAGUCUCUUAGCUACCAAGAAAUCAUUGUUUAAAAGAUUUUAGCCUACUUGACCUCUGAGAUCUUGAAUGUAGGUAAAGGUCAUUUAUUUGAACAAACUUGGUAGCCCUUCACCCCAGUAUGCAACAGACUCAAUAUCAAGUCCCUGGGCCUCUUGGUUAUUGAGAAGAUGCUGUUUAAAGAUUUUAGCCUUUUUGACCUGUGACCUUGAAUGUAAGUCAUUCAUUUGAAUAAACUUUCUAGCUCUUCACCCCAAAAAUGCCAUCAGGACCAAUAUGUGACCAAGUUGUGUAAAUGAAAAAGUUGACAGACACAGCACCAUGGCAUAAGCUCACUUGGCCUUAAGACAGAUGAGCUAAUAAAUUACCAGAGAUAAAGUAUGAUGUUGUAAUGCUUAAAUUUUAAGCAGUUUGUUGUAGGGAAGGUCUACCUUUAUAUGUCUAGAAACAUCAGUGUAUCAUGUUCUGGCAUGUGGAUAAAAAAUGUGUGAUGUCAUCACGUAAAGUCACAAGGAAAACAAAGAUGUCACAAAUUCACAGCAAACCCAAAAUGAGUUGGGCUAUAUUAUCAAAAAAAGUUUGUGUAAUAAUUAUUUGACACACUUUUGUUAAGUUCAUGAUCAUUUAUAUAGCCUCAAAAUCUAUGAAACUAAUUUCAUGUAAAUCAUGCAUGUAAAAUGGAAACUUCAUUUAGAUGAAAUAUAUAACACUAAUUUUUGGAAACACUUCCUACCUAAUUUGUUAAAUUAAAAACAACUUUUCAUUUUAAUAAUUGCUGGACACGGUGGUCUACAGUUCACAAGCUAGAUUUGAUUGUCUUGUGUGCACUAAGUAUUUGACUGACAAUAACUAUUUGAGCAUAGCAAUUAGAGCAUGUUAGCCUUGAGAGAUUGACAUUCCUAUUGCUGUUAUCUAUUACAUACAGGUUUUCUGUAACCUAAGGUUUACCAGGAAGGGCAUUGUAGCUAUAUUUUACUGGAGAACAUUUGUAAUUGAUAAAUGUUGAGGAUAAUUAUUAUCUGACUGAAAAGUAAAUAGUCUUCAUUCUUAAUUGAUUUGCUGCUUUUGAUCAAAUGCUCUAUUGAGUUCCCAUUGUCAAAAUGUAAUGUACAGAAUUUACACUACAGUUAAUAAACUAAAUCCGAAAAGUAAUGGAUAGUCAUACCUGCUGUAAAUCUGUAAGGAUUCCUGCUGUAAAUCUGUAAGGAUUCCUAGGCCUGCUGUAAAUCUGUAAGGAGACAUAUCUUCCUGUAUCAUUCUCAGGACCUUCUUUUGAUCGUGUGAAGCAACUUGUUUAACAGACGACAAGGAGGGCAGUUACUGUAAGAUAUAUACUGUAUGUUAGCUUUGGACAUAUUCAAGAAGCAAGUGGUGUACUGUGUGAGGAUGGAAAUGUUCACAAAACAAUAACUAUGCAUCUCAUAUCAGUUGACUGUGUGCACUAGCGGGUUUAUCUCAUAUCAGUUGACUGUGUACACUAGCGGGUUUAUAAUUGAAAUAAUUUGGAUGUAGUGCCAUUUUAAUGUAAACUUUGUUUUGAAAGAAUGUUAAUAAUGUAGCAUGCAUAAUGUCUCGUCAAGUGCUAUUAAUUUAUUUUUUGUAUGAACUUAUAAGCUGGUCCAUCCAACAUAUAGAGUAGACUGCUUUGUGUCUUAUAAAUCAGGUUCUAAUACAUAGCUAUAGGAGAUAAUGUUACUGAAGCUAACUUAAUAUAUAUCAUUUCAUCUUCAGUUGAAUAUAUUUCUAUCGGUAUUUAUUUUUUGUAGAAUUAUACCAAGUAAGUGUAUUCAAGUAAAAUCCUGUAAGAAUCAUGUUUCAUCAUAUCUUAAAAAGUUAUCUUGUUGUAUUAGAUACUGGUAUUUGCAUGCAAUUUCAAAUAAUUAUUUCACAUGCAAGCCCAUUUGUCAAGAUAAAACUUUUUGGAUACAUUAUUUUACAGUUGUAUGGUUAUAGAAAAUACUUGCUGUUCAGUUCAUCAGUAACUGUUAAAAAUAAGUGGCAAUAUAUGACCUAAAUGUAAUAAUUAUAUAAGUAAAAUGACAUAUUCUGUGGACUGUCAAAAGUUACAUACGGUAUGUAGUAGGUACAGGUAGGAAUUCAUUUUUAUUUCGGCUGGCAGUCCUACAGGACAAUAUUCUAUAGUUUUGAUGAUGUGCUGUUAAUUAAUCUCGUUAGCUGGUGGCCUUAUGGUAUACAUAUCAAGGUUACAUGUGAAUGUUGCUAUUGAAUACUGCUUAUUUAACAACCUAACACUGUGGAAAUUUAGUUUGAAUUUCUUGCCAUUUCUUUGUGUGAACAUUUGUUGCCUUGCCCAAAUCAAUUUUCUCAAUUUUCUUGCUGCUACUCCGAUAUUUCUCGCCGGAGAACACAUUCGAUUUGUCUGGCUGUCCCUUCAGAUUAGCAAUAUGUGUAGUCAAGCUUUGAUAAAGUAGUUUUGAAAGGAAGGGUUGUUUUGUGUAAAAAAAAAAAGAAGAGAGAGAGAUUGGAUAAAGAUAAGUAUGAUGAAUUUUGGUGAAUAUUUUCCCCAGCUUUUUGAGAUUAAAUGUGAGAGAACAAUUUUCUCUAAACCACAGAUACAAAAUCUGUGCACUGUUAUGUGGUUGUGGACAGUUUUAAGACAUGUCCAGCCUGUUGUUGCCCCUCCUUGCACUGUUGUUCUGAGUGAAUACAUGUAUGUGAAUGUUUGUGAUGUAUAUACUACAUGGGGGAGUGAUUUAUGUAUGGAUGUCAAUGAAAUUAAUCCGAGAUUGAUCAUAGUUACCAGCCGAUUAUAGAAGGAGUGGUGCUCGAGAUGCGAUGGCUUGAAAAUUAAAUGUGGUUGUCUUAAUAAUGUGCAUGUAGAAUUGACUUUAGGCAAAAACACAUUUGCUUUUAUAAUGAUUUAGGGGAGAUAAUUCAUCUUGGCGAGGAUAAGAUAUAUAAAAUCAAAAUUCUGUUUGUACAAUAUAUUAGUACAAAGUACUGUUGGGCUGCUAGAUGGAUCCUCCUUUGAUAUUCCCUGUGACCCUGCAGUAGACCACUGUUUGAUCCAGCAGUAGUGCUUUUCACUGGUGUGAACCCACUGUCGCCAUUCCAGCCUCAAUCUCCAGUUCCAGUCUCCACUCAAUUAUUUGAAUACUGUUUAUUAUUUAUUCUUGUACAUUAUUUUCCCUCCCCGCCUUUCCAAAAACUCUUCUUACCAUGUUGUAGAAAGAUGAACAAACAAUAUACUCGCAUUUCAUUCACAUUAAUAAAAUGACAUGAAACUA
Pecten maximus is the source of this 8264-nucleotide messenger RNA. RefSeq names its product serine/threonine-protein kinase N2-like. The record is from RefSeq and is a predicted model, not a curated record. The transcript is spliced from 21 exons. Gene Ontology annotation, molecular function: protein serine/threonine kinase activity; small GTPase binding; ATP binding. Gene Ontology annotation, biological process: signal transduction; protein phosphorylation. NCBI's taxonomy places the organism in Eukaryota, Metazoa, Mollusca, Bivalvia, Pectinida, Pectinidae. Bases 231 to 3248 code for a protein of 1005 amino acids.